Hymenoscyphus albidus is the source of this 397-nucleotide messenger RNA. The record is from the annotation of a GenBank genome assembly. Lineage: Eukaryota; Fungi; Ascomycota; Leotiomycetes; Helotiales; Helotiaceae.
AUGGAUUUGUCUGUGAUUUCGAGCCAGAUGGAUGGGUUUUUUGACAAGUUACCGGCCGACGACUCGACGAUCGAUUUGCAGCCUCUCUUAUAUGAUAUGGUAGGCUAAAAACAACCUCGGGACUAUAUGUAUUACUGACGAACGGAAACAGUUUUUUGCAACUUCGCUAUUUUUUCUCCUGGGAGUCAAUCCCGACGACGAUCUCCCUGGUUGUCCCCACAAAUCGGUAGACUUCAUCUAUUCUUUUCACGAUGCGAUAUUCCGCACCAUAUUCAAAAUCUUGCUAGGAAGAUUCUGGCCACUGGUACCUCAAGCAAAAUACCUCCACAGCUGCAAGUUAACACAUGAGUAUAUCGACUACCAUGUUGCUCGAGCCCUAGAGGAUGAAGAUAGCCUU